AUGUUUGAUUUCAAAAAAGAAACUGUUGCAACCACUUUACUUGAAGUUAAUGUCAUUGAGGACCAAAUUAAACCAAUGAAUGCUUCAAUCAUACUUGAAAAUGGCAAUAUAAAACAUUGUAAAAACAACGUCUACAAUAGGAACAUAUUUAAUUUUACAAAACUAUUGAAUUUCAAAAUCAUAAUUGAAAGACCGAGAACAAGAAAAGCUCGACUCCACCCACAAUGCAAGCGGUGCCAGUUAUACGGACACAUGUUUAUGUAUUGCUUACAUACACCCUUCUGCGUCAAAUGUAGCUUAGAUCACCUCAUCUCAGAUUGCAGUAAGCCGAGCGAACAACCGGCCAAGUUUGCCCUAUACCUCGGAGCACACACUGCCAAUUUUAAAAGAUAUCCGUCAUACAAACUGUUCAAACUGUCUGAAACCACUACCGAGUUCCAACACAACGCAUAUUCGAAAAACACCUCCAAAGGCUCCGUCCAACGGGGCCAAAGAAAUUAA
Macrosiphum euphorbiae (potato aphid) is the source of this 501-nucleotide messenger RNA. The record is from the annotation of a GenBank genome assembly. Lineage: Eukaryota; Metazoa; Arthropoda; Insecta; Hemiptera; Aphididae.